AAAGAAAGUCAAGUCUUGUUGGCCGAUUCACAAGAAAGGAUGCAGUUACAUAUUAUCAUGGUCGUAAUAGAAGCCAACUGCCGACAUGCAUAGGCCAUAGAUUAUACAUGUUACAACAAGUGCCAAGGACGUGACCAUGCUUCUUGCAGCUGCAGUUGUAUUAAUUAUAUUACUGGCACAGCGUGAACCAUGUCUGGCUGUGGGUGAAUCCAUCAAAUGUUCAACAAGCAAGGAUUGCGGCUAUAUUGCUGUUUGUGCUAACAGGCAGUGUCACUGUCCAGAUUCAUACACUUUACACGAUAAUGGGAAGGACUGCAAAGAUAUUAAGUGCCCCGCACUAGAUUGCCUUGAGUGUACCGAUAAUUUAUUUUGCAAGAGAUGUGCACUCUACCUUGUCCAAGAGACUGGAAUGUGCUUACUAAACUGCAGUACACAAGUUGUAAUACAAAAGCAUGGUCGCUUGGUCUGUAAAGAAGCUGUUAACAAAUCAGCUAAUAACACAGAUGACAAACCUAGUAGCACUCUUCCGAAAGAUAACUGUACAUUGCAUGAUUGUCUUGAAUGUUCACCGGAAGGAAAAUGUUUGAAAUGUCUGAAGUUUAAGUCUGCUACUACUGGCCUAUGUUUAGAAGAAUGCAAUGGCCAUGUGUUGUGGAAAGAACACAUUUGUAAAGAAGAUGAUAAAAAUGCUGGGACCGAUAACGACACCAUCAUAGCUGUUGUUGCGGGUGUAGCUGCUGGCGUGCUGUUAAUAAUAAUUGUCACAGUCUGUGCUUGCUGUUAUGUCAGGAAAACAAGAAAGAAGAUUAAUUUGCAAGAGAAAAGCUACAAAUCAGGCCAGAUGGAAAUGGGAAAGCUUAGACAAAUUCCACAUUAUGAUAACAAAGCUUUUGAAAUGGACAACAUUGUAGAUUUCCAUGCCAGUGUAGUGGAUGCCGAGGUGUACUUACAACAGCUGGAGCAGCUCCGCCCACACAUGGAUAUGCUGAUGACCGUUCUCAGCGACAUUCGACGCAAACUUCGAGGGAUGGAGCCAAACGAUCCAAGAGUUCCCACAUACAAAGGUGUAAUACACCAACUAUGUCGUGUCUUGGUUCUGCUCCACAAGAAAGACCCGACAACCAGUAUUCCAUCUGAUGCCCUCGGACUCAUAGAGUGGGCACAGCAGAUGCUGGAAGAUCAUCGAGAGCAGGAGGAGCAUAGUUCAUUCAGUAUCCAAGACUCUCCUGUGAACCGAAUAUCUUACAUCGAUGUCGACCUGGACAAACUGAACAGCCACGUGUAUGCGACACCCAUCCCGCCCACUGCCAACCAUAACGUGAUGGUGCAGAACCCGUCCAGCUCGCACAACACCUCUGGCUACUACAGCAGCGUGCCUGUGCCGCUGGGCACUAACCUCAACAACAUGUACGCCACCAUCAACCGCAGUCCGGCCAACCCCAUCUUCCACGGCAACCAGAACCUCAACAACACCACCGCCGCCACCAAACUGUGGUCGUUCAAGAAGGUGAACAAUACGGCUAAAAGCCGAACGGUGAAUAACUACCCGAAGGCCUACUUCGCCAAUGGCCGGUACUACGAUCCGAACCCACAGACAGAGGUGUAUGCUCCAGCCAGUUCUUACAGCGAUCGGAGUGCGGGACCGCUGUCCACGUUUAUUGGAGAUCGGCCACGGUCGGGGUCGUUGUCAACGAAUGCUGCAUCAAACGGUGACGAGAAUGUUGAUGAACUUGAUGAUGAUUAUGACGAUGGGGAAGGUUUGCCCUUUGACCCCCGAGAAGCUACAGAUCCGGUAGAAGUGUGAGAAUUGAGCAGGAGUCGACCCACCAUAUUUGUGCAAUCAUAUGUUUGUAGUGGGAGUGUGUAGAUCUAGAGUAGAUGACAUUAGAAUCAACACAGAACAAACACUAAGAUUUAAUGUGUCAAAACCAUACACCCCAUUAUAUUUAAUCAUUAUCUUCCUAAUGCCGAGAUAUGUUUUUAGUUUGGUUUGUAUUGUUUUUAAUUGCUACAGUAACAAAAAUGGUAGCACAAAUUUGCUUAAUACCAAAACUGCACUAAUCAUAAAUUAGGUUUGUUUGUUUGGGUUUGUUUUUGCUAAAUUUUCAAUAUUUUAAAGUAUUUGCUGAAUAAUAUGGAGUAAAAUGUUAUACUUUGUUACCUUUUUCAAAACCAUUUGCAUAUUUCAUUCUGCUACAUCUGUAAUGUAAGAUUAAGCGUUUAAUAUUCCUACAUGUUGAUUGAAAUGUCUUAGGGUGAAUAGCUGUAUUGAUAGAGAAUGAUAAAUGGCUACCAGUAUUCUUGUACUGCUAAUUCUGCUUCCUGUGUUUGUGAUACAUGUUUUAUUGAGGGCCACAAUAACUUAUUUCAGUUGUAAUUGCCUAAUGAGUUUUGAUGAAUUGACCAGGGCCCAUAUGAUGGAUAGGGCACUUGUCUGUGCUAACUUCUAAAUGGUAGUUACAAUGGAAAUAUUGGUACAGAAGCUAUUGAUUUUUAAAUAUGUCUGGUUGACCAGAUGGUAGUAUAAGCAUUUUGCCCCCCUUGUCCACCUACAGAAUAGAAUAAAAAUAAAUUAAUGUACAUUUACAUCUUCCAUAAAAGCUUGAGACAUUAAUAAACCAAAAACAUUGUGGUAAGAUGUCUUUUGUUAUCCAUUCUUACUCCGUUUGACCGUUAUGAUAGUAAUUAAUUGGGCUUUGUUUGAAUAGAAUAUUGAAUACCAUUGUCACAAGCAGCUUAAAAACAUAUUUCUAAUUUGAAAUAAAUUGUGAUAUAAUUUGACAUGUAUAUGCAUUAUUAUCGAAUGCUGAUUGCAUUGCCUGUUAAUUAAUAGACUUUAUUUUUUAGAUGCACUGUUUCCAGGGAUUUAAAAAAAUAUAUAUUUCAGUUAAAUAAUUGUCAUAUUUGUGAUUGAUAUUUAUUUUUACCACAAGUCCAUAAACAUUAUUAACCAUAAAAGAGAAAUAAAUAUCUUUGCUUUUGUAAGUUUAGUACAUAUGUUUUUAUAUAUUAGACUGAUUUUUGUUUUUCUUUUUAAAGAUAAUCUGAGAUCAUAAUGUUUUCAUUAUGCUUUGUUUAGGUCUGUUGGAAACAGAUAAAUGUUUUGACUGAUCAUGAUAAAUUUGUUUUUAUUGAAUCGUGUACUUGAUUACAUACUGUAGAGUUAGAGGAAUGGUUGUGUUGCUAUGUGAUUUUUAUAAUGUUCAAUACAUUAUGAGAAAUCCUUGAAUUUUAUCCAUUUUUAAUGUCAUAUUCUGCUCAUAUAUAUUAUCUAAUAUGUGUAUUGCAACAUUGAGUGCAUCUAAUUUGCUUAAUUCGUGUGAACCAGUUGAAAAAUGGCUGCUGAUUUAAGAAUUUAACCACAAGUAUUUACCUGUAUUUAUUUAAUCAGAUGAUAUAUUUUAAUUAGUUUUGUAAUUAUAAUAUUUUUGUUUGAUGUUGGUCGGCUUCAUUGGUGUGUUCUAAGGUUAGAAUGUUUUACAGAUCUGUGUUGUGUCUAUCCACAGUUUUAAAACACAUUUUAUUGACAGUUAAGGUAAUAAGUGUUUUUUAAAAGUGAAAUGCUUGGUUGUGAAUAAAUUUGAUUGUAACCAAACUGGGUACAGUAUUUAAAUUUUUAUAUUUAGGAAGUUAUGCAUUGAUUGUUUAUUUUAUUUUGUUUUAUUCGAUCACUACAUUCAUAUUUUCUAGUAACCUGGGCAAUAUUUGUGGCAAUCUUCAAACAAUUGUAGGCUUUGACAUGCAGUGUAGUGAAGUCAUAGCUUAUUACAGUUGUGUGAUAUCAUAGCACUAUGAUAGCUUUGGAAAUCUCUAGCCUAUAUUGUACAUGGGCUACUAGAUUCUGCUUAUUUCAGUGGUUGUUCAUGUGUCUCCAAUAGUUAUUGUCAUAAAAUUGCAUUCUUAUGUUCAUGAGUUUAAAGAACCAUCCUGAGUGUAGCCAUUUUAAAGGUUUUUUUGCAUAUUUUUACAUUAUUAAAAUUAUAAUUCACUUAAAUUUUCAUGCUUAGAACAUGAAAAUGUCUCGAUAACCAAUGCAUUUCUGGACAUCUUAAUGUUUUGUAGUGUCUCAAUAUCAAUUUUGUUUUGUCUCAAAUAAUUUCACAUGUACAAAUUUAUUAUUUCUUCCAAUGACCAAACAAAAUAUGAAAUAAUGUGGCCAAAUGUCAUUCAAAAUGUAUUUAUCUGUACAAUUAUAUACAUAUAUACCCAUAUUUAAAACAUGUUACGGUAAGGUAGUGUUUUAAAGAAGAGGAACAAAUGGAUGUCUUGCUAAGGCUGAAAACUCAAAGGGUCACUUUAAACAUAAUUUUAACAGAGCCAAGGUGACCAACCACUUAAUUUAUUUUCAAAUAAUUUUCGUACUGAUAUCGAAUUAAGAUUCAAGCACACUGUUCUGGGAACAUGCCUCAGCUAUCUGGGCUGUAUCCAGGACAAGGAGUUAGUGGUUAGUGGUUAGUGUGAGAAAAGUCGGUGUAGUGGCCUUACAACUCCACAAUGAGUCCCUGAUAAUUGCUCUGGGUGGGAGCCGGUACUGGGGUGCGAACCCAAUACCUACCAGCCUCAAGUCUGAUAAGUUAACCACUAUAUCACCAAGGCUGGUAAUCACAUCCAUCUUCCCCAGUAGUCUUGUGAAUCAUGGUCAUUAAUUGUUUCCUUAACAAGUUCUUUAUGGCAUCUUUCAUUACCAACAUGUAUGCAGGAUGUCCUGGGCUGGUGGUUGAGGUGUUGAUGAAUAGGACCUGUCAAUGACAACAUUUUGUUGCUAUUGUUUUUUUAAGGGAACCUAAUAUGGUGGUUGUUUUACUGUGCUAACCAGUAUCCCACGAGUAGUAUAUCGAAAACUGUGGUAUGUACUGUCCUGUCUAUGGGAAAGUGCAUAUUAAAGAUCCCCUGCUAGUAUAUUUGUUUGUGAUUACAAAAUUCUGUUAAAUACCUUUUGCUCAAUUUGUUGUGAUUUUUUUUCUUUUAAUUUGUUUGAUUAUUUUAUAUUUGUAACAAUAGAUGAACUAGACUAUUAAUGAUUACUCAUUCCUGGGUACAAAUUAUUGUCUCUGGUACUGUUAUUGGGCAAGAAUAUAAAUUGUUAAAUCUUUCAAGUGCCUAAAGUAUUCAGGCUGUCUUUGCCUUUUCUACUGUCUCAAGUAGUGUGUGCCUUCUUCUGUCAAUUAUUUUUGCCUUCUCUUGUAGUGUCUUAGUUUAUCUUCCAAGUUCAAAUACUGAGGAGAUACAAAUUUUCGCUGACAACAAUGUUUAUUGUUGUGGUUAUUUUUCAGUCUUUUACAUCAAUGUUGAAAGCAGGGGGCACUCAUGCACACAUCCCACCCCACCAACCACCACCCCCACCCCUAAGUCUGCAGCUGAGGUGGGAUAAAUAGGUGCUGUCCACCACUUAAUAGCUGAUGUUGCUGGCGUCUUCAAACAUCUUUGUAUUAUUUGAUCAUCAAACUAACUUUUAGAACAUAUUUUUUUGGAAAAUAGCUGCAGUAAGCAUAUCAUGUAUUUUAGAAUUUUUUAUAGGUUUCAUCUCCGUCCAUUUGACUGUCUGUCCAUUUGUCUAGCCCAAACAAAAUUUUCUGGAUGGUUGGUUUUUUUUGGUUCACAAUGCCUUCAAAUUUUGUGUACAGCUGUAUCAUGUACCAUUACAGAUCAAGUUUGACUUUCAUGGCAAUUUACCCAUUUUUCAUAGAGUUAUAGCCCUUGACUUGGGAGGUAUGAAAAUUUGUUUUCUGGACUCUUUUUUGUUGUUGUUGUUGUUGUUGUUGUAAUGCCUGAAGAUAUUGAGAUGGAAUUUUGUAUGUAACUGUUACAGACCAAGUUUGACUUUCAUGAUGAAAAACCCAUUUUCAUAGAGUUAUGGUCUUUGAACUUUAGGAGAUAUUAAAAAUUGUUGGGCCUGGUAGGGGACAUCUGUUGUUUGAGUACUCUCUGAAUGCUAUUUAAAUAUUUUAGUAAUCUAUUCCUUAUGCCCCAUAUAGAACAUAUCUAAACUUAUCUUCCUAAAUUUAUAUUCUGUUUUUCAAAAGAAGAAUAUACAUGUAGAAAAACUUUAAUUUUUAUAUACAUUGUACAUGACAAUGUUUUGUGCAUCUAAUUUUAAUAUAACUAUAUAUAUCAUUUUAGUUCUUGUCAAUUAUGUUUUAUGAAAAAAACAUUUUGUUAAAAAUAUUUAUAUAAUUUAUAUUAAAUGUGGUAGUUAAUAUAUUCCUGAUUUUUUUUUUAAAGCAAAAGUGAAGAAAUGCAUUUAACAAUAGAAAUCUAGUCCAGACAAUUUAAUUACAAUUGGUUUUAUUGUUUUUUAAUUAUUGAUAACCCAGUAUCAUCAGAAUUCUGGUAUGUAUGAAAUGGUAACAGUAGGAACUGUCUUGAGUUUCUGUGGAUAUCUGGACAACCAAGAAGACACCAAAUAAACAGAAAUUAAUAUUCUGUUAAAAAACCUGUAAGUGGAAACUAGAAAUACUUUACAGUGUUGUAAGAGGAAUACAGACCCUUAACCAAGAUAUUUAAAAAACAAAAAACAUUAACCAUUUAAACAUUUUAUUUUUGUCUGUUCUAUAAUGGUUGUAGUUUUUGCCUAUUUUAGUAUUAAAAAUGGCCUUUUUCAUAUUUGUAAUAUAUUCAUUAUACAAGUUCUCAACCUCGUAACAUAUUUUUGAUGACAAAUUUAUUUUUGUAUUCCUUUUUUUGUUUUUUAGUUGUGAGUAUCAAAUUUUUUUAAAGUUGGUAUUAAAAUUAGACUAAGAAAAUCAUAUAAUAAAAUAUCAGGAUUAGCAACGAGCCAAAACAUUUUGAAUUUUUAAUCAAAUAAAAUAUCUCAGAAGCUAAAUAAACUGUGUUUUGAACACAGUACAUAAAUAUACAUA
Messenger RNA from Gigantopelta aegis, 6860 nucleotides. RefSeq lists its product as uncharacterized. NCBI's taxonomy places the organism in Eukaryota, Metazoa, Mollusca, Gastropoda, Neomphalida, Peltospiridae. Bases 137 to 1804 code for a protein of 555 amino acids. The transcript has 14 exons. The record is from RefSeq and is a predicted model, not a curated record.